GCUGGCGGGUGCGGCGAGGCGGCCCCUUCGAGCGCGGUAGUCUGUUCAGUGAGGAGAGCGAGGACGCUUACGCGCUCUCGGCCACCUUCCCUUCCCGGGGAGAUGUCCUUUGCUUCUCAGAUGUAAUGCACUUUAAGUUUGUUAUUCAACAGUGAAAAUGAGUCAUACAGAGGUUAAAUUAAAAAUACCUUUUGGAAAUAAAUUACUAGAUGCUGUUUGUUUGGUACCUAACAAGAGCUUAACAUAUGGAAUAAUUCUUACACAUGGAGCGUCAGGAGAUAUGAACCUUCCUCAUUUGAUGUCACUGGCAUCCCAUCUUGCAUCUCAUGGUUUUUUUUGCCUGAGAUUUACCUGUAAAGGCCUUAAUAUUGUACAUAGAAUUAAGGCAUAUAAAUCAGUUUUGAAUUACCUAAAGACCUCAGGAGAAUACAAACUGGCAGGUGUUUUCCUUGGUGGUCGUUCAAUGGGCUCAAGAGCAGCUGCUUCUGUAAUAUGCCAUAUUGAGCCAGAUGAUGCUGAUGAUUUUGUUCGAGGUCUCAUUUGUAUUUCUUACCCACUGCACCAUCCAAAGCAGCAACAUAAACUUAGAGAUGAAGAUCUCUAUCGUAUAAAAGAUCCUGUAUUGUUUGUGUCAGGCUCAGCGGAUGAAAUGUGUGAAAAGAACUUGUUGGAGAAAGUGGCACAGAAAAUGCAAGCUCCCAAUAAAAUCCACUGGAUUGAGAAGGCAAAUCAUUCCAUGGCAGUGAAAGGACGAUCAACAAAUGAUGUUUUCAAAGAAAUAAACACACAGAUUUUGUUUUGGAUCCAGGAAAUCACUGAAGUGGACAAGAGAUAAUUGUAUCUAGCUACAAACUACAUUAUUUUUAAUACAAAUACAGUUCAUUUGAUAAAGAACAGCAUACCUCUCAGCAUUAUGAGAUAUUUCAGAUGAAGUUAAUGUUCUUUAAUGUUUCCCCCAUUUUUAAAACACAUUUUAAUUGUGAAAUUAAUGUCCUUUAUAAAAUGUCUUUUGAAAGCACUGUUAUAGUUGUAUAAAGAUGAUGUACAAAUAUUGAAGUGGCCUAAAUAUAAUUUAUUUUCAUUAAUAUAGUUAAGUUUUGAAAAAAAAAUUAAACAUUUGAAUUUUGUUACAGUGGAA
Molecule: messenger RNA, 1138 nt
Organism: Lontra canadensis (Northern American river otter)
Lineage: Eukaryota; Metazoa; Chordata; Mammalia; Carnivora; Mustelidae
Gene: TEX30
Product: testis expressed 30
Exons: 6
Coding region: 158-835 (225 amino acids)
Source: RefSeq, a predicted model, not a curated record